CAACCCCUAGACUUACUAACAACCAUAUUCUCCCCGCAUCCCAACGUGCGCGGACGGGUGGAACAGGGGAUCGACGCGCGUCGGUGCCUGGGGACGCGUUUCAGACCCCCGCUCACUUGGGUGUCACCUCAGACUUGAGCGUUGCGAUGCCGCCGUGUGCGCGGGUUGGCUUCCGCGAGAUGCAAGACGCGACAGAGUCUUCUGACUACUCAUCAUGGUCACGCUUGAACUACGACAGGCGCCGAGUCAGCUGGGGAACGGGAACCAAGGAGGAGGGGGUCGGGGGGGUGAGCGACCUGAUGGCCAAGGUGGCGGUCAACAAGGCCAGCAACAAGGCCAGCAACAAGGCGGCCAGCAGGGUGGAAACGACCAGCAGCAGCAACAGCAGCCAGGCGGCAACAACAACCCCGGCAAUAACCAGGGGAACCAGAGUCGCCCGAGCGACAAGGAGGACAAGCCGGACAACAACAAGGACGCAGACAGAGGCAAGACGGAUGCCAAACCAGCGCCGACGCCGACCGGCGUCGCAACGCAAGGCCUGCCUGGUCCUGCUGUGUUCCUCACCUCCUUCGCCUCCGACUUCCCCACCGGCCCCUCCUCAGCCCCCCUCGUCGAGGGAGGCCGCGGCUACGUCGUGAUCAAAGACCACAAGCUAGCCGACAACAUGGCGCUCUUCGCCAUGUCGCUAGGCGCCUUCACCCUGUUCUUUAUCUUCUUCCUCAAGGGUACAGCGUGGGCCGAGCGCCGCGCUGAGCGCAACACCGUCGACCACAUGAUAACAGAGGAGACGCGGUGGGCCGAAAAGCCCUCUCAACCGCCACAGACCGUGCAGUCUCACCCCCCGCGGCACGGGCGCGCCGGACGCGUGCCCCCGCCCCGCCUACACGCCCAGCUUCACACGCCCACCCCGCCGCGCCGCCACCCCGCGUCGCCCGGAAGCCCAAGCCCGAGCCUCAGCCCCAGCCCGCUCGGAGAAUACCCCUCGUACCCCGAGACGUUCGCCGGCCCGGCGCGGUACGCGCCCGUUCCCAUCCAGUCGCCGCCGACUCAAGCCGGCGCGUUCAGCCCGCUCCGGAACCAACCCGCGCCGCCGCGGUUCUAGCGUGCUAUUGUAGCAGUGUAGCAUAGUGUAUGAUACAGUGACAGCUUGC
Messenger RNA from Cutaneotrichosporon oleaginosum, 1151 nucleotides. RefSeq lists its product as uncharacterized. The record is from RefSeq and is a predicted model, not a curated record. NCBI's taxonomy places the organism in Eukaryota, Fungi, Basidiomycota, Tremellomycetes, Trichosporonales, Trichosporonaceae.